Messenger RNA from Pangasianodon hypophthalmus (striped catfish), 2682 nucleotides. It is a transcript of the gene hoxc3a, whose product is annotated as homeobox C3a. Gene Ontology annotation, cellular component: nucleus. Bases 1 to 999 code for a protein of 332 amino acids. The transcript is spliced from 3 exons. Gene Ontology annotation, molecular function: RNA polymerase II cis-regulatory region sequence-specific DNA binding; DNA-binding transcription factor activity, RNA polymerase II-specific. Gene Ontology annotation, biological process: regulation of transcription by RNA polymerase II. Lineage: Eukaryota; Metazoa; Chordata; Actinopteri; Siluriformes; Pangasiidae. The record is from RefSeq and is a predicted model, not a curated record.
AUGGAGACGGAGAUGGUGUCUUCCUCCGGCAAGAAGUUGCUCGCAGACACUUUGCAACUCGGGGUUCAUCCACGACACAACGCUAUUGGCUAUUGGGCCGAGGGCAGUUCUGCACUCGACCUUCACGCGCUCGGAGCAGGUCACGCUGAAGGCCACACGUGGGAUUCGCAAGACUAUAGUUUUCUACAGAAACCGCACGCGACGUGUGCUAUUGACAGCCGAAUCACGAGUGGGAUCCGACCUCACUGCAUGAACCAGGUGGACCAAAAUAAGGGCAAUGACGUGUCAGUGAAAAUUAAUGGAACAAGCACUAAAGGCUUCUUCUUCAAGAAUGUCUACCCUUGGAUGAGAGAGACGCAGUCUGCCCCUGCAAGUCAUGAUACACCCAGCUCCUGCCAAUCAGGGGUAUCACCGUAUAACAGUGGUGAGCUGGCUUCUCCAGAGACAGCAAGAAGGAAUGACAGCAGCUCCAGCAGGAAACGUAUACGCACUUCUUUUACCUCUUCCCAGCUGCUGGAGCUUGAGAAAGAGUUCCACUUCAGUGCUUACUUGUGUCGCCCAAGGCGCCUUGAGAUGGCGUCGCUGCUCAAACUCACUGAUCGACAGAUUAAAAUCUGGUUCCAAAACCGCCGCAUGAAGUACAAGAAGGACCACAAGGGAAAGGCAGUGGUUUGGCCAUCCUAUUUAAGUGUCCCAUCUUCAGGAGAAGGUAGUAGUGGUGCAAUGGACAUUACAGCUACAGCCUCACACAACCUCCAGUACAUCAGUCAGCCAAUCAUGAGCUGCACUCAAAGCGGUUAUGGAGACACUAUGUACAGAGACUGGUUCCUGUUUACAAAGUCAGCUACACCUGUUAAAGACACUGCAUUAGACCUCAGCAAUACCCCGCAACCUGUGCCCAGACUUGAUACUUCAAAUUUGGUCUCAGGGCAUGACUUCUGUUUGCACCAGCCAGGUGAAGGCUGUAUCCUAGCACCUCCUGGACUCUCAUACAUGUGACUGUUCCUCCAUGAUCAGCCAUUUCUUCAGCUCCAGAUCUUUUUAGCACUUUGCCUAUGUUUAUAUCUCAUUUAGUCUUAAAAAUACAAGAAAAUUACCAAGCAGAUCAUGUGAAAAGAUAAAGUGGGUUUAGCAGUUACAAUGUUUUUUUUGUAACUUUAUUCAUAUAGAAUCUAACCAAAUCACUCUUGCUUGCUAGAAUUCCUACAGAUUUCACAAGAGAUUGGAUUGUCAUGCCAUACUCUGGCACACAGCUCCACAGCUGCUAUCACUUUGAGAAGAGGCAGGAUUUGUUGCCCUCAGAAGCUGACUUACAGGCAGAUCAUUGACUUAAAAGAGCUGGAGAGCCAGGUUUACUCUCACGGGCAAAAGGCCAGGGAGAAUUACAUUACGUUAUCAGCCAGUAUGCAGUAAAGCUGGGAGAGUUUCCUCUGUGGAUAAGUUGUAGCAGGCUCUGUGAAAAGUAAAGAGAUUUAUUAAACAUGGACAUGAGCCCACUUCUGAGAAUUUAUCUACCGAGCUCAGAUUGGUUGGGGGAAAAAAGCACAAGAAUCCUCCAAACAUUAGCAAGAGCAUUUGUUGUUUUUAACUUUAAUGUGAAAUAUCAGCUGGGGUAGAAUAAGUACAGAGAAACUGUACUUGAGUAAAAGUGUCAAAAUCCUACUCACUUAAAAGUGUGGACAUGGAGUGAAAGUAUCUACAGUUAAACAUGCUCAAGUAUUUUUUUUUUUUUGAGAAUGUUCAUUUUCUUUAUCAAAUGGCAAACUGUUGUCAUGCUGUCAUCCUGAAUGAAUCAUUUGUAAAUCCAAGAGAGCACCACUCAAAGACCAAUUAGCACAACUUUGUGAAAGUUUCAUUUGAUAUUGAUGUGAGUUUGUUUGGAAUCAGUGUAAAUUGACCUUAGUAAGAGUCCACAUAUUCAGCUUAAUAACACUUGAUUAAAGUGCGAAUAUUCUAAAAUAGUACUGAAGUACAGCACCAAAGUACAAUUACUACAAGUAUUUUCUGCCCCUGAAUAUCAGAACAUAAUGCAUUGUCUUAAGCAUGUGUCAAACCAUAUUUGCACAAAAAUAUAUAGGACAAAUUAUAUUGGUUUAUUUUACUAUUUUGCUUCAUAAACAUUUACAGAAUGUUCCCUCAGGAGAUUAAAUAUUCAAAUAGUCAAACAAGCAUGUAACCACUUUGUUUAUUUCAGUACUUAUUUCUUAUUUGGUUAUUAAGCAAACCAUGCUGAAUAGAUACUCGUUGAAGAAAGCACACAUUUAGGUAUAGUGAAACAGUUUGCGUUGAUUUCUGUAUUUUGUAUUCUGUGUGCUGUAAUAACUUGGUAAUUACGCAGUUAAUACAUACUGCAGUUAUUAGCAGCUAUUGAACAUAUUUUAUGAAAAAUGAUGAUGAAAAAUCUGAAAAGGAAUUGCCUUGAGCAUGCAGUACAUGUCAGAUUGGAAGAAAUAUGCUCUGUCAGUUGUUAUUCUUUGUCCUUAUAGAUUUUAAUCAUCAAUUUAAAUAGAAAAAACAUGCUUUUCAUUCUGUGUUCAUUGUUUGUUUUGUGUCAAUUGCAUUUGAAUAAACUGAAAUAAUGCAUGUUUAAAAAAAAACUAUAGUAGUGGUGGUUGUGUUGCACAUUGUAAACCUGGUGCAACCCUCAAAACGAUCCUGAUGACGCAAUGACGUCACUCUGUG